Messenger RNA from Symbiodinium necroappetens, 1314 nucleotides. The record is from the annotation of a GenBank genome assembly. Lineage: Eukaryota; Dinophyceae; Suessiales; Symbiodiniaceae.
AUGCUCGUUUACAUUUUCAGUGGUCACUGCUCCGACACGGCAGCUGACUUCGCUUCUGGCAGGGGUUGGCGACCCGGAGCAUCGGCUGCUGCAGCUACUGAGGAGCAGCUUGCUGCGGUCGAAUGGGCUUACAUUCGCAUGCCCACGUCGGUUCUUGUGGAUUUGGAAUUGGAGCCGUUCAAGAUGGUUGGCCAGCGGGAUGUCUAUUGCGCGGCACAGUAUGUUCUCGAACACCGUCUUGUGGCUUACGUGGAGGUGCAGAAUACAGAGCACGGUGUUGCGCCCUCUCGUGCGCAGAUGGUAGACGUGGCUCUGACUUCCAUACCAGCUACAGCGCCGCUGUGUGUGAAAGAGCGCCUUGGCGUCUUGGUACACGGUACGCCGCGGAAGGAGCGGAAGUACUUGGCGGCCUUUCGCCGCAGAUGGAACGCAAGGUAUGGGUACCUGCGCGCAGAAGAUGGCAUUGACGUUGCGGAACGCCGCCAGAAGGCAACCGUUUUUCACCAGUGGAUGAAUGCAAUUUGGCGUGGCGCCGCUGCGCCCGUGCUGGUGGUGAACAUGGACGAGACCUCGGUGGUUCGGCAUCCUACAGGGCUCUGGGGAACUGUCUUGAAAGGUCCGGCGUGCAAGCCGCGGCGGGAGCAAGCGACACUCGCAGACCGUCGUGGCAGCGUCUCGUUUCUGGCAAGCAUCUGCCACGACAGUGCUGUGCACGGCAAGCUGCCGCAAAUUCUCUUGGCAAAUGAGCAUCAGGUCAGCCUUCGAGUUCUGGGCCGCUUGCAAGCUUCAGGUACGCUUCCGGCCAACAUCUACAUCUGGCGAGAAAAAUCUGGCUGGACGACUCACGCCAUUAUGCGACGGUACCUCACCCUUUUGGCACGGUGCCUGGGCGAGACGGUGGCUGAGCGGACGGUUGUCGUCCUUGUUGAUGUCAAUAGAGCGCACAUAGACCAUUCCAUACUAUUGCAUGCGAGGCGGCUGUCACUUCGUAUGUGCUUUGUCCCGGCCAAGAUGACGAGGUGGCUGCAACCAGCAGACACUGCUUUGUUCAGUCGCUUUAAGGCUGCAUUUCGUCGCACAUGGAGAGAGCAAAAAGCUCGGCUGCCAAUGGGCAUUGUGACCCAGGAGGAAUGGCUGCGCAUCAUCUGUGCCGCGAUUGGCGCUGUCUUGCCGACGACCACUUGGCAUGCAGCCUUCGACUCUCUUGGACUGCUUGGGAACCAAGGCUCCAUGUCCGAGACAUUAUGUCAAGAGUUGGGCUUGGAGGUGACGCGGACUGCCAAGCGCUGCGCAGGCUGCGCUGGUGUUCCCUAG